AAAUCACAUCGAUUUACCAUUGGUUAUUAUUUCAGGAUGUCAGAUCACACGCAACUGCCCGGCGUCACCACGGGGCCUCUGACCACAUUCCACCCGUUUCCCAAGUUACCAUGGGAGCUUCGUUACGACAUCUGGGACCUUGUUAUUCGACCGCUUGACCGCCCUGGAGUCCAUAUCUUCUGCAUAGAAGAGCGGAAACUGGAAGAUUCUGAACCCAAAGAAUGCGACGUGAUCUGCGGCCCAAUCCCUUUGGAAUCUGGCGAUUCCAAUCUUCACAUCAGUGUUCCGGCUGCAACCAUGUCAUCCGGACCUGCUGGUAACGUGUCCACAUAUAUGAUUGAUGGUGGACUUUGGACUGCCUGCAAGGAAUCACGAGCGGUAAUGGAAAGGGUGUUCAGACACCAGAUGUGGGAUCCCAAGAGGAGGGCCUACCCAGAGUACUAUUUGGAUUCCUUUUAUAGGUAUAGGUUCGUUCCUCCACACCUUCGAGCACUACAACACCCUUCUCCAGCUCUCGAAGACCCAUAUAAAGGGUUAGAACACGAAACCGAUUUGAUACCGGCCACGGGGUUCUUUCUAUCGGCACCAGUUUCUUCUUCCUCGCCGUCAUCCGCUCGAACGAACCAAGCAGACCGACCCGAUCAUCGAGUCACAGCCUCCCCACACUAUUUCAGUGUCUUUCCCCAUCAAGAUCUCUUCAUAAUGCGGCCUUCAUCGUGGAAGAUAAAAAACAUGUGGUCUCUGCUCGCAGUUGGCUUCCCCUUUGGCUCGAAGAAAUGGGGAUACUUCGGAUUCGGUGGAAAACAUGGUCUCGCAUUUGAGUACGACCCGCUCUGGGAGCAAGAGCCUGAAGCGACCGAUCAGUAUUCUCGUGAUCAUACAGGAAAGGUUAUCGGUAUUAUCAGUAUCUACGACCGAAUGAUUUCGACCAUCCAACAACUCGUGGACUCCAGAGCGGACACUGUCUGGUUCAUUGAUUAUCGACUCAAGCUCAAGGAGAACACACCAACAGACAAGAGAGAGCCCAUUAAUGACCAAAAGGUGUUCUAUGGGCACGAUGGACGUCGAUAUGUCGAGGUGUAUUCCAAGUACGUCAAGGGAGGUGGCGACCGUCUCCCAUGGUUUUAUACCGAGGGUAUUGAGGGUGAGGACUCGUCUAUCGGCGGAGGGUCUUGCCAUUCUUUCAUCGAAUAUGUUGAACUUAGUGCUUUCAUGAAUAUCUGGAACGAAGAGUCGGAUAACGAAUGGGGUGAUGAAGAAAGGCACGGCCCAGCGUUGGGACUUCUUGCUUGCUUGCGUUAAGCCUAAUUGAAAUACGUCGAUGAUGGAUUGUCAUGAAGUGUCGAGCAGCUCUUGUACUUAGUAGAUCUCAUUGACAUUGGUGUUUGUGGUCUUGCGUUAUCUUGUUGCAACGAAUUUUAUUGUUGGGCUCUCACAUCUACCUAGGUACGCCACGGGCACUCCUUAAAAAAAGAAGGACUAUUGUAGUGGUCUUUGGCGAUGUAUUUGAUGUUGAUAAAUGCACUUAUCAAUCCAUUUUCAACGGCGAUUGGAGCAUGAGAUGAGCACUUGGUGAUGG
Molecule: messenger RNA, 1579 nt
Organism: Neurospora hispaniola
Lineage: Eukaryota; Fungi; Ascomycota; Sordariomycetes; Sordariales; Sordariaceae
Exons: 1
Coding region: 37-1302 (421 amino acids)
Source: RefSeq, a predicted model, not a curated record